AUGCCUGCAGGGGAAUGGCAUUGUGAGAAAAGGGAUUAUCUAAAGAACGAAUCUUUUACGAAAGACAACGGUAAUGUGCCAGAAACUGGGUGUCUGAAGAAAAAUGGCUAUGGCCAUGCCAAGCGGAGGAUUAAUAGCAGAACAAGCAUGGCGCAGAGAGAAGAUGUAAUCAGGAGGACAAUUUAUGUUUCUGACAUCGAUCAUCGGGUGGUUGGAGGGAUUGAUAGCCAAAGUGGAAUUUUAAACUAUUCAAGUUGUCUUAAAUUUCGUUGUAUGUGGAAAUUGGGAGGAGGACUACAGUACUUGGGAUUGGAUGGAAAGAAAAGUUCAUUUUCAUUUGAUGUAACAAGGAGAGCAACAUACUGUGAGUUGACUGCUGUUGAGGAAACUAAUUUCCUUGAAGGCCUGGAUAUUGGCGUACAUUCUCUUGCUAAGGAAUUCCAAGUCUAUACAACCAUUUUUGAAUUUUAUUCUGUGAAAAUAUAUUAUAUCUGGUGUUUAAAGCCUACUAUAUUCGAAAGGGCACUUGGAAGAGAGAGUGAGAGAGAGGGUGCUGAUGAAUACGAAGAUUUGACUAAUCCUAACAGCUCAGUUUAUAGAAACUGUAUAUGCCUCCGUUGCUUUGUUCAGAACUUCUUGGCUGUGUAUACGUCAUUGUUUCGCAGAGGAGAAGAACAUGUCUCCGGUUCAUCGACUCUGGGGACGGCAUCUUUGAAUUCGGUUGCAUCACUUGAUAACUCUCUAGAUGAUAUGUACCGCUCUCCUCCAAGGCCUCUGCCUUAUGAUGCAGAUCCAAGAUAUUUUCGCUUGCAACGGGACGGACUGGUCUCAAGGAGGGAGAAAGGCUCAAGUCAUUUGCACGAGGAAACUGAGCCGUUGAGAAGAAAUGAAGUUGAUGAAGAGCCUGUGCCUUUGAGGAACACAAACAAAUGGAAUGACUAUACAUGUGAAGAAGAAUCUAAAGAUUACAAUUCAAAAUAUUCACUGAAUCUCUCAACAGCUAAAUCAAAGACAGGUUUUGAUCAUGUUUACACUUCUUCAGAAGAUGAAGAUGUCUGCCCCACAUGUCUUGAAGAGUAUACUACAGAAAACCCAAAGAUUAUGACAAAAUGUUCUCACCAUUUCCACCUUGGUUGUAUAUAUGAGUGGAUGGAAAGAAGUGAUAACUGUCCAGUUUGUGGCAAGGUGAUGGCAUUCGAUGAGACUCCUUGA
Molecule: messenger RNA, 1212 nt
Organism: Fraxinus pennsylvanica
Lineage: Eukaryota; Viridiplantae; Streptophyta; Magnoliopsida; Lamiales; Oleaceae
Source: the annotation of a GenBank genome assembly